Molecule: messenger RNA, 588 nt
Organism: Rotaria sp. Silwood1
Lineage: Eukaryota; Metazoa; Rotifera; Eurotatoria; Philodinida; Philodinidae
Source: the annotation of a GenBank genome assembly
AUGUAUGGUCAUGUAGCAGCAUUAGCCUCAGGUAUUCGAGCUGGUGUUGAAUAUGCUGGAUGUGAUUGUCGUGUUUUUCAAGUUGCUGAAACAUUGUCCGAUGAAGUACUUAAAAAAAUGCAUGCAUUACCUAAAAAUAGAGAUAUACCAAUAAUUAGACCUGAUCAAUUACCUGAAGCUGAUGGUUUUCUAUUUGGCAUGCCUACUCGUUUCGGAACAGUACCUACGCAAAUGAAAACUUUAUUUGAUGCAUGUGGUAGUCAUUGGCUAUCCGAUACAUUGAUCGGCAAACCAGCUGGUGUUUUCUUUUCAACAGCAUCGCUUGGUGGUGGUCAAGAGACAACUGCUCUUUCAUGUGUACCAUUUUUUGCACAUCUCGGAAUGGUUUUUGUUCCAAUUGGCUAUAGAAAUAAAUCUUUAUUGAAUCUUGAUGAAAUACAUGGUGGAUCACCUUACGGUGCGGGAACAUUAGCUGGAACACAAGGUGAACGACAAGUAUCUCAACUUGAACUUCAAGUUGCACAUACACAAGGAAUGGAGUUUGGUAAAAUCGUUUCAAAAUUAAAAUCACCACCAACACAUGUAUAA